AUGUUAAUAAUUUUAAUCGAAAGUGCAAUUUUAUUUUUGGGAUUGGCAGUUGAUCAUCAUAAUCAAGAGUAAUUACUCUUGUAAACGGGCACGUAAGUUUUGAAUUACAUUCAGGAUGGGUUUGGGGGAUGAAUUAUAAAAAGAAGUGGAUAGAAUAAAAGUUUCAUUAAAAUUAUAAAAUAAAGCAUUAGCUAAAGAACUAAGAGGAGCUACUGAAGAGAGAGCUGAGAAUAUUUCUGAAUUAAAAUCAGAUAUUAAGACAAUUUUAGAUAAAAUGGCGUAUGUGACAGAUACAAAAAUGACUAGAAUAAAUGAUAGGGUUUAAGAACAUAUAUAUUAGACAGAAGCAAUUUCAUUAAUAAUUAUAAUGGAUUAAUUGGAUAAAAAAGUUUAAGAAUUGGCAGGUGUGAAAUAAUAGAUAAAAUAAUUAAAAGCUAAGAUUCCACGAUUAUCUGAUAAGUGUAGUAAAUAUUAUACAUGUUAUGAUUGUUUAUAAGAUGAAAGUUGUGGAUGGUGUUCAAUGGAAGAUAAAUGUGUAGAAGGAGAUGAGAAAGGACCUUAAAAGGUGAGUUGUAAUUUUUAUAGUUAUAAAUAAUGUAAUGGAAGAUAAUGUCAUAAAUAUAAUACAUGUGCAGUAAAAAUUAAAUAUAUUAUAUAAGACUUGUAUAGCUGAUCCUUCUUGUGGUUGGUGUAUUGAUGAUAAUCGAUUUAUGUCAGGUUGUUUAUAAUAACCAUAUGAUUAUUAAGGAUGUCCUAGAAAUGGUUGGUUUCAUUUAGAGAGUAGAUAAAAUUCAUGUCCUAAAUAAUUGAGGAAAGUUUAUGAAGAAGAAUUUGAUGAAAAUUCUUAUUGGUCUAAACCACUUGAUGAUUCUGCUUAUGUUGAUGAACAAGAAAGUUAUGAAUAAGAUAAGAAUAAUGCUUUAAAUGGAAGAGGUGGAGAAUAAGAAACUGAAUCUAAUACAGAAUAUAAUAAGAAAUAAUAAUAAGUUGCUAAUUAAAUUAAAUAAUUAGAAGCUUUGUGUAAAGAAAUAUAAAAAGAAAUUGAUUCUUUAUAAAAAAGAUAUUAAGAAACAGUUGAUUGGUUAGAUAAAUUUAAUAAAGGAGAAGAAGGAGAAGGAGAAUAAUAAGAAUAAUAAACAGAAGAACCUUAAUAGGAAUAGUAAGAUGAAAAUUAAUAACCAUAAGAGGAUAAAUAGAAAAAAAAAGAAGAGAAGAAAUAGAAAAAAGAAGAAAAAAAAUAAAAUGAUUAAGAUAAUAAGAAGAAAAAAGAAGAAGAAAAAAAGAAAAAGGCAGAAGAGGAAAAAAAGAAAAAAGAAGAAGAAAAAAAAAAAUAAGAAGAAUAAAAGAAGAAGAAAAAAUAAGAGGAAGAAGAGAAGAAAAAGAAAUAAAAAGAAGAAGAGGAAGAAAAAAGAAAAAAAUUAAAAGAAGAUUUAGAAAAUAAAAAUUAAGAUAAAGAAUAAAAUGAAGAAACAUAAGAAUAAAAUGAAUAAGAAACAUAAUAAGAAGAUGAAGAUCCAGAUGCAGAUAAAAGUGCAGAUAAAAAUUAAAAUGAAGAUGAAAAAUCUAAUUAAGAAGAAUCUUAAGAUGCAAAAGAUUAAGAUAAUUAAUCAUAAACGAAAAACAAAAAAUCAUAAAAAAAAAAUGAUUCUAAUAAUAAGACAAAAGGAAAAGAAGAUUCAAAAAAAUAGAAAUAGGAAGAAGAUGAUAAAGGAGGAGAUGAUGAAAAAGAAGAAAAAAGAGAAAUUCCAGAUUCUUAUUUUAAAGAACCACAAUUAUAAAAUAAAAAAUGGGAAGAUUUUUACAGUGGCAAUUUCAAUUUCAUAACUUAAAAUUAAGAAAUUGAUGAUGAUGAAAUGUAAUUUGACACAAUUGAUGUUGUUGAUGACUUUUAUGAUCCUUUUCAUUUAAAUUGA
Messenger RNA from Paramecium sonneborni, 1913 nucleotides. The record is from the annotation of a GenBank genome assembly. NCBI's taxonomy places the organism in Eukaryota, Ciliophora, Oligohymenophorea, Peniculida, Parameciidae.